AUGUCUUCACAGCAGCAGCAGCAGCAGCAGCAGCUAAUGCUAAAUGCACGCCGACAUCAAAUGCAGAUAAUCGCUGCUAAGCAACGGGCGAGCGCCACCAGCAGCAGUGCAAGGCAGCAAAUGCAAGCUCGGACAAUGGGGUCAAAAUAUGAUGACCUUCCCAUACUAGAGCCGGCUGACAUUACCUUCAUCGGCGAAAAUCCGAAGUCUGUUGGUGAAGUUCCCGCCUUCUUUGGGUCCUUCGAAUCUGCCUGCCUGCGCGGCCCCCUUUCCGUGAUUCAGUCCAUUGUCUCAACCGAGACUCUCACGCCCGCUUUUCUUCACCAUGGUCUCACACGCGCCUUACGCUCUGGCAAUAUUGAGGUUGCUCGUUAUCUCCUCGAUAGUGGUGCACCAAUUGUUCGCGAAACUCCAAGUAUUAUCUUAUUUGCACCUUUGGAACGACAAAUUGCACUCUUUGAACUCUUUACCCAGCAUGGAUGGACUCCCAACACCCCAGGUUAUUAUGGUAAUACCAUCCUCCCUCGGACUAUUAAGAAUCUCCCUCUUCUUCGUUGGUUCCUGGACCAUGGAGCCAAUCCCAACCUCGGGGCACAGCAACCCAGCCAUGAUAGGUGUGGUGGGCCAGAUACUUCCUCGUGCGACGCACUCGAGGCAGCAGCAGUCCAUGGAGGGGUUGAGGCUGUGCGUAUGAUUCUAGAUGCAGGAGCUAAGAUCCAAAACGGUGUACCACUACACUAUGCCGCUGGGGCUUGUCCUCCCGGCAAGAAUCCACAUGCUGGUCGUGUGGUACCUAGUCGGGAAUUUGAUGCUAGCAGGAUUCCAGUAAUGGCACUAUUGGUUGAGCGUGGGGCUGAUGUUAAUCAGAGAGAAGAGUCACGGCACAUGGUCGCUCAGUACGCAAUUGUGUAUGCGGUGAUGGCAGGCGCAGUUGAGCGAGUCAAGUGGUUGUUAGAGCAUGGAGCAGAUCCACAUAUGAAGGGGAGCUGGGGUAGCGCAGCUGAGUAUGCACGUAUCACGGGAAGUGAAGAAUUAACGAAGGUCAUUGAAGGAUUCAUGAGGGAAAAUUCAUGA
This is a messenger RNA of Penicillium griseofulvum, 1074 nucleotides long. RefSeq names its product ankyrin repeat domain-containing protein. The transcript has a single exon. Gene Ontology annotation, molecular function: protein binding. Gene Ontology annotation, cellular component: nucleus; cytoplasm. Gene Ontology annotation, biological process: regulation of barbed-end actin filament capping. NCBI's taxonomy places the organism in Eukaryota, Fungi, Ascomycota, Eurotiomycetes, Eurotiales, Aspergillaceae. The record is from RefSeq and is a predicted model, not a curated record. The coding region runs from base 1 to 1074 and encodes 357 amino acids.